Messenger RNA from Dichomitus squalens LYAD-421 SS1, 1647 nucleotides. Its product is annotated as PLC-like phosphodiesterase. The transcript has 9 exons. Lineage: Eukaryota; Fungi; Basidiomycota; Agaricomycetes; Polyporales; Polyporaceae. Gene Ontology annotation, biological process: lipid metabolic process. Gene Ontology annotation, molecular function: phosphoric diester hydrolase activity. The record is from RefSeq and is a predicted model, not a curated record. The coding region runs from base 386 to 1483 and encodes 365 amino acids.
GCCACCGCUAAGACGUACGACGUCGCUCAGCGGUAUAAUGGGUCGAGAUAGUUAUGGGGCGUGGCUGUAGGAGAGCAGGGUGACGAGAGGCUGACAAUAGCCUGCCCUUCACGCAGCACAAAGUACAAUUGCCCUUGCUAUUUUGAGCGAGCAGUGCAUAUGCACGUGUCUGCGGAGAUCGCCUUCGCCAAUUCUAGCGAGCACAAGCCAGGCAUCCACUGAGCUCUCUCCAGCCCUCUUCCCUCCAGCACUCCUGCUUAGCCCACCAUCUGUGUCUCUGCUUUGUCCAGCUUACGACUAUCUGGACACCCUUCACGCUCUUUACUGAAUUACCCUCCGCUGAGCUCAUCACCACGCCUGCUCGCGGUCCCACACUGUCACGGAAAUGAAGUUCUCUCAGCUUGCAACGCCGGUCGUUCUUACCUUACUUUCUUCCCUCUCGGGGACCUACGGAAUUGCUACCACUCGUAGGGCAACAGUAUGCAAUGGUCAUGCUGAGCUAUGCGACCGGAGCUUCGGCAACGUCACCUUUGUCGGAGCCCACGACUCUUAUGCUGUCGGUACCAACAGUGUCUUCGUGAACCAAGACUACAACAUCACGCAGCAGCUCAACGACGGUGUCCGGAUGCUCCAGUCGCAGGCACACAACAAAAGUGGUGUGAUCGAACUGUGCCACACUAGUUGCACUCUCCAAGACGGCGGCUCGCUGCAGGACUACCUCGCAGAAGUGAAGACAUGGAUGGACGCCAAUCCCAACGAUGUCGUAUCUUUGCUGAUCGUCAAUUCCGACAACAUUGCACCCUCGGAGUAUGACACCGUGUUCAAAGCGGCUGGACUGGAUACUCUAGCGUAUGCGCCCACCUCGGCGUCUUUGCCUGCAAGCGGCUGGCCGACUCUCGGGUCGCUCAUCGACUCGGGCAAGCGUCUGGUCGCGUUCCUGACCACCGAAGCGGACUUCAACACGGUCCCUUACCUUAUUGACGAGUUCACCAACAUCUGGGAAACGGCAUUCGAUGUCACCGACACGACCUUCGAUUGCAAUGUCAACCGGACGAAUGGAGAUACCAGCACACAGAUGUAUCUGAUCAACCACUUCUUGGACAAGCUCGUCGCUGGCUUCCCAGCACCGGACCCGGAAGAUGCUGACACGACGAACGGCGUUAGUGGGGUGGGCUCCUUGGGACAGCAGGUGCAAACAUGCGCGUCCCAGUACAGUAGGAACCCCAACUUCAUGCUAGUUGAUUUCUACGAGUACGGGAACGGGUCGGUCUUCCAAGUCGCUGCCGAUGCGAACGGAGUGACCUACACUCCGACGACACCCAUCGCCUCACCUAAAAGCUCUUCUGGGUCGAGCUCGAGCUCGAGCGGGAGCGUCACGAGUACCCCGAAUGGAGGCCUGGAACUCCGAAUUGUCCCCGCUCAUAUCGCCGCAUCUCUCGCCGUUGCUGGUGGUAUGAUGCUGGGCGCGCUGAGUUUGUUCUGAUUUGUUGCGCUUCCAUCUACAAACAUCUAGUUCACGCUUUGCUAUCGCUCAUAGACAAUCGGACAUAACUACAUCAUUGUGUACUAUUCCACCCAUGGACAUCACUAGUAGCAGGCCUUGGAGCCGUAAUGACAGCACCGGGACUUGCUUUUUUGCUCAUUGAC